Messenger RNA from Vespa crabro (European hornet), 2799 nucleotides. It is a transcript of the gene AspRS-m, whose product is annotated as aspartate--tRNA ligase, mitochondrial. Gene Ontology annotation, biological process: aspartyl-tRNA aminoacylation. The coding region runs from base 517 to 2475 and encodes 652 amino acids. Gene Ontology annotation, molecular function: aspartate-tRNA ligase activity; nucleic acid binding; ATP binding. The record is from RefSeq and is a predicted model, not a curated record. The transcript is spliced from 12 exons. Lineage: Eukaryota; Metazoa; Arthropoda; Insecta; Hymenoptera; Vespidae. Gene Ontology annotation, cellular component: cytoplasm; mitochondrion.
AUAACAUAUAUAUAAAAGAUAAUAGCAACUGAUUCGGUACCACUCUUCGGUAUCAGCAACUCUUUUGCCGCAAAGUUCAUUAGGCGCCACUAUACGAAAUUUUUUCUUCAUGAAAAUAUUAAAAACAGCAUUUACGCCAACAGCAAGUCAAGGCGUAAUUCUUGAAUGAUUUUAAUGAACUAGGUUUUAUUUUAAAGAUGAAGGUUUAAACGAGGAUAUAACUUUUUCGAAUCUUUCAAAAAGCUAUAUUUUUAUGUAUAAAGUAUUGUUAAAUUAUAUUUUGACACGAUCUUUUUCAUAGCAAAUAAAGCUUUUUCGAAAGUUCGAAAAAGUCAUGUUUUCGCUUGAACCUUCAUAUAUAAAAUGAGAUCUUGUUCAUUAAAAUCGUUUAAGAAUUACGCCUGUACUCAUUGUUGGCGUAAACUAUUACAAUACCAGGGAUGAUGAAUAGCCUUAAGCUUCAAUUGUAUAAAAGUUGCUACAGCGUUAGCACAAUAUAUUCCAUUUAAUUUUAAUAUGUUUGCCAGUGAGAGGUUAAUUUAUCAGUUAAGUUCACGUAUUAUUUCAAGACAUCUUUUGCCCGUAUUAAAUGUACUUGAUAGUGCAUGUUCUGUUUCAAUGAAAUAUUCCCCAUCAGCUUUUGUAAAAUAUUCUCAUGAUUUAGCUAUUCAACAAGUAUCUGCUCUAGACAGAUCAAAUUUACCAGUUAAUAAGUAUUGUUUGAGAUCACAUACUUGUGGUGAAUUGACAAGCAAAAAUCUUGGAACAACGGUACAGCUUAAUGGUUGGAUAGAAUAUCAAAGAAUGAAUAAAUUUAUAACUUUAAGGGAUGCAUACGGUUCUACACAGCUUAUAAUAUCUGAUGAUAGAGCAGAUUUAAUAGAGAUUAUAAAAGAUCUACCAUAUGAAAGUGUAAUACGUGUUGUUGGUAUUGUAAAUAUGAGACCUGAAGAACAAGUAAAUAAAACCAUGAAAACUGGUGAUAUAGAAAUACAAGUUGAUUCUAUAGAAGUUUUAAACAAAGCAUUAAAACAUCUUCCAUUUUCUAUUAGACAUUAUAAUAAAGCAAAGGAAAUAACACAAAUGAAAUAUAGAUAUCUUGCUUUAAGGUAUCCUGAAAUGCAAAAAAAUUUAAGAACACGUUCUAAACUUAUAGCAAAGAUGAGAGAAUAUUUAAUUAAUGAAUGUGACUUUGUGGAUGUGGAAACUCCAACACUUUUUAGAAGUACACCCGGGGGUGCACAAGAAUUUGUAGUUCCAACAAGGCAUCCAGGAAAAUUUUAUUCCCUUGUACAAAGUCCACAACAGUUCAAACAAUUAUUGAUGGUAGGUGGAAUUGAUAGGUAUUUUCAAAUUGCUCGGUGUUAUAGAGAUGAAGGUGCAAGACACGAUAGACAACCUGAAUUCACACAGUUAGAUAUCGAAAUGUCAUUUGCUGAUCAAAAGGGUAUAAUGGAGUUAAUUGAAAAUCUGUUAAAGUACAGUUGGCCAGAAACUAUAACUACACCUUUUAAACGCUUAACUUAUGAUGAUGCAAUGAGAUUGUAUGGUACAGAUCAACCAGACUUGAGAAUACUUUAUGAAAUUCAGUAUCUUAAACAAAUUAUUAAUAUGACUGUAUUGGAGGAAAAUAUUAAGUUAACAAAUAGUAAAGAUUGCGAAGUUUGUGCUUUGGUUUUUCCCAAUAAACAUGAAUACUUAACACGUUCUGUUAAGGAAGAAUUUAAUGAUAUAAAAAACAAAUAUUUUUCAGCUACCAGAUUGUUUCAAAUAAAAAUUUCUGAUAAUUCUUGGAAAUUACAAUUGGACAAAUUAUUUUCCUCAAAUAUAACAGAAAAUAUAAUACAAAUGUUGAAUUUGAACAUUGGAGACAUUCUAUUUUUAACCAUUGGUCCUAAGCUUGAUUCUCAAAAACUUUUAGGAAAAUUACGAAUUGAAUUUACAAAUAUAUUGGAAAAUAAUAAUUUAAAAAUACGUUCGUCUGGCUAUAACUUUUUAUGGCUUAUUGAUUUUCCAUUAUUUGAAGUAAAUGAAUCACAGUUAUUAAAAAGUAUGCAUCAUCCAUUUACACAACCUCAUGCAGAAGAUAUGAAAUAUCUUGUAACAAAUCCUGAAAAGGUACGAGGUUUACAUUAUGAUUUAAUUUUAAAUGGUUCAGAAAUAGGAGGAGGAUCAGUAAGAAUUCACGAUACAAAUCUUCAAAAACAAAUAUUAAAAAUGUUAGACAUAAAUGAAGAACAACUUUCACAUAUGCUUGAAGCAUUAUCUAGUGGUGCACCACCUCAUAGUGGAAUAGCACUGGGUCUGGAUCGUCUUGUUUGUUUACUCUGUAAUACGGAAAGUAUAAGAAAUGUUAUAGCAUUUCCAAAAACAAUAGAAGGGCGAGACUUAAUGUCUGGAGCUCCUAUUUCAAUUUCUACAGAAGCAAAAGAAUUAUAUCAUAUAAAAACAGUAGAUGAACAAAGUAAUGUUUAAAAUAAAUAUUGUUAAUCCUACAUUUAAUAAAUUUAUUAUAUUUUGGCAAAACUAUACUGCAGACGUUCGUGCAUUUAAAUCAUGAUUUUACAAGAGGAGGGGGAAGGGGAAUAAAGAAUAAAGGACAAGGUAAUCCUUGUGCAUUAAGUUAAUGAAGUGACUGUCUAAUGAAACUUUCUGUCAAAUAAAGUUUUCACAUGAGAUAUUGAUAGUCAAUUUUUCUUAUAACUAUAUUUUGAAUAAUGUACUUUUUAGCAGCUUUUAGUCAAAUAAUUACACUGAUAUGUAGUAUUUUUAAUUGUCAAUAAAAAAAGUUUUUUUAUA